This is a messenger RNA of Canis lupus familiaris (dog), 960 nucleotides long. It is a transcript of the gene OR6D5, whose product is annotated as olfactory receptor family 6 subfamily D member 5. The record is from RefSeq and is a predicted model, not a curated record. Gene Ontology annotation, molecular function: olfactory receptor activity; G protein-coupled receptor activity. Gene Ontology annotation, cellular component: membrane. Gene Ontology annotation, biological process: G protein-coupled receptor signaling pathway. Lineage: Eukaryota; Metazoa; Chordata; Mammalia; Carnivora; Canidae.
AUGGAAAUGGAGAAUGGGACAGCUGUCCAGGAAUUCACCUUGGAAGGGUUCCCUGACAUCCAGCACCUGGGAAAGUUUCUCUUCCUGGUGCACCUGCUGACAUACCUGGCAUCCAUUGCAGGCAAUGCUGUCAUAGUCACCAUCAUCUGUGCUAAUUCCCGGCUCCAGACACCUAUGUACUUUUUCCUCAGCAUUUUCUCCUUUGUAGAGUGUUGUUUCAUAAAUACUGUUAUUCCUAAGUUGUUAGUCAUCUUUCUUUUAGGCAAGCAAAACAUUUCCUUUCCUGCCUGUUUCAUACAAGCCUUUUUCUUUUUCUUUCUGGGAGCAGCAGAUUUCUUUCUCAUAGCAGUGAUGUCUCUGGAUCGGUAUGUGGCCAUUUGCAAGCCCCUGCAUUACUUGACCAUCAUGAACCUGAAGACUUUCCUUCUGGUCACUACCUGCUUCACUUUGGCCUUCACUCUCAUCACUGGUUUGGUAGUGAAAGUUUCCCAGUUAUCCUUCUGUGGCCCCUAUGUCAUCCCUCACUUUUUCUGUGACAUUGGCCCCCUGAUUCAUCUUUCCUGUUCUGACACUAAACCUACUGAAAUGUUGGCUUUUGUCCUCGCUUUGUUUAUCCUUUUGACAUCCCUUAUCAUAACCAUCAUUGCCUACAGCAACAUAAUAGUCACAAUUGUACAACUCCCAUCAGCUAGGGAACGACAGAAAGCUUUCUCCACCUGCUCCUCUCACCUCAUAGUCCUCUCUCUGAUGUAUGGCAGCUGUGUCUUUAUAUAUGUAAAACUAAAGCAAACGAACAGGAUGGACUCCAACAGGGAGGCUGCCCUUGUGAACACGGUGGUGACCCCGCUGCUCAACCCUGUUAUUUACACUCUGCGGAACAAGCAGGUCCACCAGGCUCUGAGAGAGACAAUGUGCAGAAUGAAAAUGUCAAGAUGAAAAAAAUCACAUGGCCUGGAAUGA